Messenger RNA from Scheffersomyces stipitis CBS 6054, 489 nucleotides. RefSeq names its product Arf3p (gene ARF3). The transcript has a single exon. NCBI's taxonomy places the organism in Eukaryota, Fungi, Ascomycota, Pichiomycetes, Serinales, Debaryomycetaceae. Gene Ontology annotation, molecular function: GTPase activity; GTP binding. Gene Ontology annotation, cellular component: cytoplasm. Gene Ontology annotation, biological process: vesicle-mediated transport; intracellular protein transport. The record is from RefSeq and is a predicted model, not a curated record. The coding region runs from base 1 to 489 and encodes 162 amino acids.
AUGAGAAUAUUGAUGCUUGGUUUGGACAAUGCCGGAAAAACCACCAUUCUCUACAAGUUGAAGCUCGGCAAAACAUCCAAGACGGUUCCCACUGUUGGGUUCAAUGUCGAAACCGUCAAACACAAGAAUAUCUCGUUUGCCGUCUGGGACUGUGGUGGACAGGAAAGAAUCAGACCCUUGUGGAGACACUAUUUCACAGGCACCAACGCCCUUAUAUACGUUGUAGAUUCGUCGGACUUGAAAAGAUUGGAUGAGUCCAAGAAGGAGUUGUUGCGAGUCAUCAACGACAAGGAAUUGGCCAAUUGCUUGUUAAUUGUUUUAGCCAACAAGCAAGAUGUCUAUGAUGCCAUCAAGCCAAAGGAGCUUAUUGAACGUUUUGAGUUGAACAAAUUGACUGGCGAACACACCUGGUCGGUUAUUCCAACUAUUGCUGUUGACGGUACGGGUCUUGUGGAAACCUUGAACUGGAUAUCUAGUCACAGCAAGUGA